Molecule: messenger RNA, 1812 nt
Organism: Chenopodium quinoa (quinoa)
Lineage: Eukaryota; Viridiplantae; Streptophyta; Magnoliopsida; Caryophyllales; Amaranthaceae
Product: elongation factor 1-alpha
Exons: 3
Coding region: 124-1467 (447 amino acids)
Biological process (GO): translational elongation; translation
Molecular function (GO): GTPase activity; GTP binding; translation elongation factor activity
Source: RefSeq, a predicted model, not a curated record
UAUAAAAUCCGUCAUUUUCUCAAUCUAAACCCUAGUUUUUCUACAUUCUCUCCUCUAAAAUCUCUCUCUUCCACCUUCAUUGCGGCUAGGUUUUUUCGCUGAAGUUUGACUUGAGAUUUAACUAUGGGUAAGGAAAAGAUCCAUAUUAGUUUGGUGGUCAUUGGCCAUGUCGACUCUGGAAAAUCGACCACCACAGGUCACUUGAUCUACAAGCUUGGUGGUAUUGACAAGCGUGUGAUCGAGAGAUUCGAGAAGGAAGCUGCUGAGAUGAACAAGAGGUCCUUCAAGUACGCAUGGGUGCUCGACAAACUUAAGGCUGAGCGUGAGCGUGGUAUUACCAUUGAUAUUGCCUUGUGGAAGUUUGAGACCAACAAGUACUACUGUACCGUCAUCGAUGCUCCCGGACAUCGUGACUUUAUCAAGAACAUGAUUACUGGUACCUCCCAGGCUGAUUGUGCUAUCCUCAUUAUUGACUCCACCACUGGAGGUUUUGAGGCUGGUAUCUCCAAGGAUGGUCAGACCCGUGAGCAUGCUCUUCUUGCAUUCACCCUUGGGGUCAAGCAAAUGAUCUGUUGUUGUAACAAGAUGGAUGCCACUACCCCCAAGUACUCAAAGGGUAGGUACGAAGAAAUCGUCAAGGAAGUCUCCUCAUACCUCAAGAAGGUUGGUUACAACCCAGACAAAAUCCCAUUCGUUCCCAUCUCCGGAUUUGAGGGUGACAACAUGAUCGAGAGGUCCACCAACCUUGACUGGUACAAAGGACCAACCCUUCUUGAGGCUCUUGACUUGAUCAACGAGCCAAAGAGGCCCUCAGACAAGCCCCUCCGUCUUCCACUUCAGGAUGUGUACAAGAUUGGAGGUAUUGGAACGGUGCCAGUGGGACGUGUUGAGACUGGUGUGUUGAAGCCUGGUAUGCUUGUUACCUUCGGUCCCACUGGACUGACCACUGAAGUUAAGUCAGUUGAGAUGCACCACGAGUCUCUUCCAGAGGCUCUCCCCGGUGACAACGUUGGGUUCAAUGUUAAGAAUGUUGCUGUCAAGGAUCUCAAGCGUGGUUUCGUUGCUUCUGACUCCAAGAAUGACCCUGCUAAGGAGGCAGCCAACUUCACUGCCCAGGUCAUCAUCAUGAACCAUCCUGGACAAAUUGGAAAUGGUUAUGCUCCAGUGUUGGACUGCCACACAUCUCACAUUGCUGUUAAGUUUGCUGAGCUCGUUACUAAGAUCGACAGGCGUUCAGGUAAGGAGAUUGAGAAGGAGCCUAAGUUCUUGAAGAAUGGUGAUGCCGGUAUGGUUAAGAUGAUUCCCACCAAGCCUAUGGUGGUGGAGACUUUCGCAGAGUACCCACCCCUUGGUCGUUUUGCCGUGAGGGACAUGAGGCAGACUGUUGCCGUUGGUGUCAUCAAGAAUGUUGAGAAGAAGGACCCAACCGGUGCCAAGGUUACCAAGGCUGCUCUGAAGAAGAAGUGAAUGGGUUUUCAACUAGCUGAGGGAUUUGAGGCAGAUUAUCUUUGCAGUUAUGAGUAUAAAAACUUGUUUUCCUUUAGUACUUGCUUUGUGUUUUUCCUAGACUUGUGUUCUCUUUGUCGUAAACUUUUAUGGCCAGUGUUGUCUGGCACCUAUUCUCAGAAUUGGGUGUUGGAUCGACGGUGGCAUGAUUUUGGUCUGUGUUUCGUGUCUUAAAAAACUGUCAUAUACCCUUUGAGGUAUAGUUUCAAAAACUGCAUCUGCCAUUUUCGGUUUAAAGUACUUUCUCAAGAAUCUUUCUUGCCUGAUUAAUAUUUGAAAUUUGGUAAUGGUGUUGUUGGAAUGUUA